AUGAUGCCAAGCCUGGCUGCCUUCGCUCCCGCCUUUAGCUCCUCCCUUUCCCGCAUCCACGGUCGCCCUGGCACUUUGUUCGAACCUUAUGCCUCGUCAUCCUUGCCGCCUUCAAGCUCGCAUAGUCCUCCCUCAGCCUACACCCUCGCCCGAAAGCUUCGUUCUCUCCAGCCACCCCGCUACUUCCAAGUAGUCGCCUGGACAGCCGUCACGUCCCCGCUCGCCUUGUGGAAGAACGCUGUGGCUCUACAAGUAGGAGGCUAUCAAAGCAGCCACAUACUGGGUCGGGGGAAAAGUCUCAUUGUUGGAUCCUAUGAGUCAACUGGCGAUCAUCCGUUCACAUGGACGCGCCGAGAUGGUCCAGGUUCGUGA
Messenger RNA from Penicillium chermesinum, 372 nucleotides. RefSeq lists its product as uncharacterized. The transcript has a single exon. Bases 1 to 372 code for a protein of 123 amino acids. The record is from RefSeq and is a predicted model, not a curated record. NCBI's taxonomy places the organism in Eukaryota, Fungi, Ascomycota, Eurotiomycetes, Eurotiales, Aspergillaceae.